Pundamilia nyererei is the source of this 1409-nucleotide messenger RNA. RefSeq names its product protein NLRC3-like. The annotation marks the transcript as partial. The transcript has 6 exons. NCBI's taxonomy places the organism in Eukaryota, Metazoa, Chordata, Actinopteri, Cichliformes, Cichlidae. The record is from RefSeq and is a predicted model, not a curated record.
AUGAGAGCCAGACCACAGCUCAGAGCCCAGAGGUGCACGGUGUACCAGGGUCUGCUGGACCUAAGCCUAAAACUAAUCCAGAACCUGGACCUGAACCCAGCUGUGUUUCCUUAAAGAGUGACCUGUCGAAGGAUAUUGGUGCUGACUUUAAAAAAGAACUUUUAUGUGACAAAGAGAUCAGUAAGAAGCCAGAAUCUCCUGGACCUGAACCCAGCUGUGCGUCUUUAAAGAGCCAUCAGUCAAAAGAUAUUGGUGAAAAUUUUAAAGGAUGUCCUUCUCCUGCCAAGAGAGUGGACCAGGAGAGAGCAGAGGUUUCCACUGGUCAGUCUGCACAGCAGCGUCAAACACACCUGGACUCUGUGUUUAUGCGGCUGGAGGACAACAUUAUGAUGUUUGUGAAGAAUGAGCUGAAGAAAACCAAAAAGGUUCUGAGUCCAGAUGACCCAGAAACCAUAAAAAGCCAGAGGGAGGAUAAGGAGAUGUUUGAAGGUGAGGAUGAAGAUCAAAGAAAGAGCUGCAGAGAAGCAUUUCUGAAGAUCACAUUACACUUCUUGAGGAGACUUAAGCAGCAUGAGAUGGCUGACCAUCUGCAGAGCAAAAUAUUUGCUCCACUCUAUAAACGUGAACUUAAAGCCCAACUGAAGAAGAAGUUCCAGUGUGUGUUUGAGGGAAUCGCUAAAGCAGGAAACCCAACCCUUCUGAAUCAGAUCUACACAGAACUCUACAUCACAGAGGGAGGGACUGCAGAGGUCAAUGAUGAACAUGAGAUCAGACAGAUUGAAACAGUAUCCAGGAAAUCAAAGGGACCAGAAACAACAAUCAGACAAGAAGAUAUCUUUAAAUCUUCACCUGGAAGAGAUGAACCAAUCAGAACGGUGCUGACAAAGGGAGUGGCUGGCAUUGGGAAAACAGUCUUAACACAGAAGUUCACUCUGGACUGGGCUGAAGACAAAGCCAAUCAGGAAAUCCAGUUCAUAUUUCCAUUCACUUUCAGAGAGCUGAAUGUGCUAAAAGAGGAAAAGUUCAGCUUGGUGGAACUUGUUCAUCACUUCUUUACUAAAACUAAAGAAUCAGGAAUCUGCAGGCUGGAAGACUUCCAGGUUGUGUUCAUUCUUGAUGGUCUGGAUGAGUGCCGACUUAGUCUGGACUUCAACAAAACUAAAAUCCUGACUGAAACAAGAAAGUCCACCUCAUUGGAUGUACUGUUGACAAACCUCAUCAAGGGGAACCUGCUCCCAUCUGCUCACCUCUGGAUAACCACACGUCCUGCAUCAGCCAGUCAGAUCCCUCCUGAGUGUGUGGACAUGGUGACAGAGGUCAGGGGCUUUACUGACCCACAGAAGGAGGAGUACUUCAGGAAGAGAUUCAGAGAUGAGGAGCAGACCAGCAGGAUCAUCUCCCACAUCAAG